Messenger RNA from Mya arenaria, 2470 nucleotides. RefSeq lists its product as uncharacterized. The transcript has 2 exons. Lineage: Eukaryota; Metazoa; Mollusca; Bivalvia; Myida; Myidae. Bases 1373 to 2338 code for a protein of 321 amino acids. The record is from RefSeq and is a predicted model, not a curated record.
AUUUGAUCGAUAUUCGUUUAUUUGUAAACAACUUCAAUACAAUUUGUGCAAACGUAUUAUUAGUUGGAUGUGAAUUGAUUGAACAUUUUGAUUUAAAAUUUGACAAAUUAUACUUUUUAAUAGAAGGUUGUAUGCAAAUGUUUUAAAUAGGGAUGCAAACGAAUGGCAAAAUUGAUAUUCGAAUAUUCGGUAAUUCUUUCGAACGAAUAUUCGAAUAUUCGAUUACCAAAAUACAUCUUUUAAAAGUUAGGUAAAUUAUGAGACCGGAUGAGACCGGAUUUUACGAGGAGAGACCGGGAAAUAGUAUCGCCCGUAAACUAUUACAAUAUCAUUCGGAACUCCUCGGCCAUUUUAUCGAAAACAACCUCGGAUGUAUGCAGGUACAUCAGUUGAAGUAAUUCGUAAAAUUUUGAAUUAUAUCAUUAAUUAAAUGUAGUGUUUUAGAGUUGUAUUUAUUGAUCUAAGUUUAAUUUGAUUGCCAUUAAAUUGUAUUAUUGCAAACAUAAUUAAGAAUCCCAAAAGUAAUGUCACAAAGUUUAACUGCUAAAUAAAAUUACUACGCGAUCUACUUGCAGCGGACUUAAACGUACCACUUUUUGAGUAUGUAAACCGUCCAAAUACAUCCGAGGUUGUUUUUGAAAAAAAAUGGCCGAGUAGUUCCGAAUGUUACAAUAUUCGCUAAAGUAAAUGCCGGUGCAUUUAAGCUCUACUGUGUCGUAACCACUACGCGCGGCGGACACUGAAUUUCACCAAAUGAGCCUCUGAAAUUCCUCAUUUUAGAAAGACAAAAAUAAUACUUUAUGAUCAAAGAUAGAAACAAAAACUUUUAAUUUAUAAUCCUCUGCCUUUAUAUUUGUAAACAACGGGAACUUGGAUGGAUUUCUGGUCAAUUGUUGUUAUGUGCCAAUGGAGGGUCUUUCCGUAGGACGAGCAGCCUCGUUCUGGGAUUGACCACUACAAAAAAAUGGAACAACCAAACCAACUUGGGAACUAGUUUAUUUCAGAAAUUCUUAAUUGGUAGAGGCAAUCUACCGAAAAUAUUUUUUGUCUCACUUGUCUUUCCGCCAAUAAUUGUAAAAUUACGGGGCCUUUUUAUCGCCGGGACCCGACGAUAUGUCCCUUAAUGACACAUGACGCGUGUUUAGUGUAUUGUCAUCACAUUCACACGUCUGGCAUUAUGGGCCAAUCGUUGUAAAAACAAGACAAACGAAUCUAAAACACUACAACCGAGGUGUUGGCAAAAUAAUUAUUAUUAUAUUUAUUCAAGAACAAAACAUCGAAUAUUCGAAUACCGAUUUUGACAUUCGAAUACUAAACGUUUGAUCGAAUAUUCGAAUAUUCGAAUAUUCGUUUGCAUCCCUAGUUUUAAAUAAUGACGCGGUCCGUGUUUGACACGAUUCGACAAAUAUUGACGUGUUCCAUCUGCAUGGAGAUUUUCAAAGAUCCAAGACUGUUACCAUGCCAACACACGCUCUGUCGGGAGUGCUUGAUUUUGUGUAUAAAGAAAGGACAAAGAAAGGGCCGAUCUAAAACCAUGUUUCGCUGCCCGAUGUGCCGAUAUGAGUUUGAUAUCGACAGGUCCGACCCGUCUUCAUAUAAGUUUUCAAAAAACUUGACGAUGAAACAAUUUAUCGAUGAAUUUGAAACACACAUGCAAGACGCUAUGGACAAUCAGCAUGGAACUGGAACCAAUAUAUCCGGUACUCAGACAGAACUUACAGAUAAUAUAGUAACACAAGAGGCAGAAACACAAACUAUGCCGCCCAAUUUUAGGCAACAACUUAUUUUAAUGUUGAGUCUUGCCAUUAAGGUCAUUUUCCGUCUAUUGAAAUCUAUGCCACUAAGGAUAAUUAUUGCGCUUGGAACUCUUCUGAAAGUGAUUUGGCAAGUUGUAAAAGCAGUGAUAAAACUAUGUUGUCUUCCGUGUCGUUUAUGGUCCUAUCUUCUGAAGUGUUGUUUUGUAUCAGCGUCGUGUCUGCUUCGAAAACUGCGGUUAAUUUUGGAUAUCCUGAAGACGAGACUGAAGGGGAACAUCGGAAACGCUGCUGAAAGAGAAAACAAAACACAAGCUGAAAAUAUUGAAACUGUUGACGAUGAUAAAAACAAAUUAAUAGAUGUAGUAUUUUAUAUCGGCAUCGGACACUUAUUGUAUUUUGCAUUAGGUACUUCAAUAGGGCUGUCGAUAACUGCCUACGUAUCUGUUCUGUUUUGUGUGUUGGUUAUAUUUCUUGUCAUCGUUCAGAGCAUAGCCCCUGAUAAAUAUUCACUGCCAAUCAAAAGGAGGAGGGAGCGAUCAAUGGCAGCUCAAAUGCGUUCACAAAAACGAAGGGGCAUUUGAAUAAUUCAUAUUUGUUCACAAAUAAGAGGAAAUUGAAUAAUUUAUAUUCGUUCACAUAACAACGAGAAAUUUGAAUAUUUUAUAUUCGUUCACAUAAAACGAAUUAGAGUUUGAAAACUUAUUUUCGUUCAC